This is a messenger RNA of Onychostoma macrolepis, 3684 nucleotides long. RefSeq names its product forkhead box N4 (gene foxn4). NCBI's taxonomy places the organism in Eukaryota, Metazoa, Chordata, Actinopteri, Cypriniformes, Cyprinidae. Gene Ontology annotation, biological process: regulation of transcription by RNA polymerase II. The record is from RefSeq and is a predicted model, not a curated record. The coding region runs from base 724 to 2226 and encodes 500 amino acids. Gene Ontology annotation, molecular function: DNA-binding transcription factor activity, RNA polymerase II-specific; transcription cis-regulatory region binding. The transcript is spliced from 10 exons.
UCCCGCCGCAGUGUAGCAAACGACGCGGCUUCAAAGGCGGUUAAAUCAAGAUCAGAACCCUGAACUAGCGCUCUUAUCAGAACAGAAUACCCGCACGGAGAGGAGAGGAGAGGAUGUGUCUUUAUUUAGACCUGUAUGAGAAUAAUGGUUCUACUUAUAAAUAGGUGAACAACAUCAGGAACUCUUAUGUGUGUUAUUCUGUGUUGCCUAUGGCUACAGGGGAACAUUUAAAUCACUGCUCAGUUUGUUACAGGUCACAUAGAAGUUUAUAUUCGUUUCUAGGAAUCCAUAGUUUGCCAAACAAAGCUUCCAGUAGAAACAGAGGAUUUUGGCUAAACUCUUUGCUUUUUCGUUUCUAUUUCUUGGGGAAAAGAAGUUGCGCACCUGUGGACUAGCUACUGCACAAUAACGCGGAGACAAAACGCACAUCUUUGAGGAAAGAGAGUUUUGAUGAAAUAAAAGCAUUGGAAACCAGGUGAGAUGCUCUGACAGAUAAUUUAGGUGAUUGUGGAGACAAGGCAACAGCUGUCAGUCAGAGCUCGGACCCCCUCCUCUCUUCACGCAGUGCGCAUGACCGUCGAGAGAGAACCGCACAGACGAGGGAAAUUUAAAAAACGGUUUUUUCUUGCGGGACAACAAGUGCCCCGACCAACAGUAGAGCUUUCCUCUGUCUCGUUAUCCAACAUUUUCUAUACCCGAGAAGAACUGCAGCAUUAACAGAAGAUGAUUGAAAGUGGAAUUACAAGCAGGAUGUCAGGAAUUCAUGAAAACCCUGCACAGAGUCACCACACCUCCGCACAAGACUACAGACUCCUGACUACUGACCCUUCGCAGCUGAAGGACGAGCUGCCCGGUGAUCUUCAGUCCCUGUCCUGGCUCACCUCUGUGGAUGUUCCCCGACUGCAGCAGAUAGGAUCUGGACGACCUGAUUUUGCCAGUUCUGCUCAGAACAGCCUGCUGGAGCAGCAGACAGCUCAGCUGAAUAGCAUGACGGGAGCAGGAGGAGCAGGAUCUGCGAUUCAUCUACAGAGUGAAAUGCAGCACAGUCCUCUGGCCAUCAGCAGCAUGCCCCAGUUUUCCCCUGGGUUUCCGUGUGCAGCGUCAGUGUACCAGACCGCCCCUCAACAAGUUCUCACUUUCACUCAGGCAAACCAACAGUGUUCUCCUGGUGGACUUUAUGGCAACUACAACAGCCAGAGUCUGUUUCCUCAACCCCGCAUUACCGCUCACAACCAGGACUUGCAGCCCAAGACUUUUCCUAAACCCAUCUACUCCUACAGCUGUCUGAUUGCCAUGGCUUUGAAGAACAGCAAAACAGGCAGCCUUCCUGUUAGUGAGAUCUACAGCUUUAUGAAAGAGCACUUCCCUUAUUUCAAGACGGCACCUGAUGGAUGGAAAAAUUCUGUACGCCACAACCUGUCCUUGAACAAGUGCUUCGAGAAGGUGGAGAACAAGAUGAGCGGUUCCUCCAGAAAGGGCUGUCUUUGGGCACUCAAUCCUGCAAAGAUCGAUAAAAUGGAGGAAGAGAUGCAGAAAUGGAAACGCAAAGAUCUCCCAGCCAUCCGUCGCAGCAUGGCCAAUCCAGAUGAAUUGGACAAACUCAUUACAGACAGACCGGAGAGCUGCAGACAAAAGUCCAUUGAGACUGGGAUGACUCGCUUGCCCAGCUGCCCACCAGGGCCGACCCUCCCAAUACCAGCGCAGAUGCAGCCCCAACCAGUGGUCACUCUCUCUCUACAGUGCCUCCCUAUGCAUCAGCACUUUCAAAUGCAGCUCCAGAAUCAGUCUCGCUUGGCUCCGGCCUCCCCUGCUCCUGCUCAGACACCCCCUCUCCACACCAUCCCCGACCUGACAAACAGCUCCCUCCCUCAGCAUCCUGUCAAGCAGCACAGCGACUUCUACACGGUUCACGGCACUGACGUGAAUUCAGAGGUGGACGCUCUGGACCCAAGUAUUAUGGACUUUGCCUGGCAAGGAAACCUGUGGGAGGAGAUGAAGGAUGACAGCUUUAACCUGGAGGCAUUAGGUACACUCAGUAACUCCCCACUUCGGCUGUCUGACUGUGACCUGGACACUGGCAAUGUCACGCCUGUGUCCAAUGCAGGGGGACUGCCUUACCCAGACCUGCAGGUGACAGGCCUCUACUCUUCAUACUCGGCUGUGGAUGCCCUUUCUAACCAGUACAUGAACACACAAGGAGGAACAAAACCUAUCGUUUUGCUUUAAUUGCACCUGCAAGAAAUGAAACAAGCUGAGCUUUACUUCCCAGGACCAUCUAUAAAGCUUUCAAUCCUAGCUUUCGUGGUGUGUCAGACUCCAAAAAAACAUCCUGCAGCCAAAAAUUUUUUUUUUUGCAAAAUUAUUACAACAUCAGAAAGAAAACAUCCUGAAUUGAAUAGAAUGGCAUUUAUGGUGACGUCACAGUAUUCAAAUGUGUCAUUUGCAUUGACUGUAUUAAUUGCAUUAAAUGCAAUGGGUUUGAAGGGAACAAAUCAGCAAUUUUUAUUUUUAUUUUUUUAAAGAGAAUUUGCAUGGUGAGAGAGUAUUGAUAAGGAGUUUAAAGAUUUCCUCUUAACAGCGCAGUCCAGUGCAAAUACUGGCAUUGUGGCCAAACAUAAUCAUACAAAUUACAGUGUUGUUAUCAUUAUACGCCUAAUGCAAAUUGUGAGUUAACACAACACUUAAGGAACAAAGAUCAAAUCAUGGAAAUUAUGAUUUUGGGUGUUGCCAAGUUUUUUUUCUGUACCAUAAAAGGAAUUUGUUUUCUUCGCAUUUUGUCCAUGUAACUGUUAGCCUUGUAACUGUAGUUGUGUGUCUUUUGUUGUACUGUGAUAGACACUGUAUCUGCUCUUUAAUGUUUGUUUAUUAUUUAUAUUUAUGAAAAGAGCUGAAAUGGUGACAUGAAUCAUUUUUUAUUGUACAUAUCUAAAUAUUUUGAAUGCAAGCAAUAAAAUUUCACAUUCAGAUUGAAAGAUGUAUUCAUUUAACUUGCUUUUAAUUCUUAAUGACUUUUAAAUUUUUUACCAAUGUUGGGAAGGUUACUUUGGAAAUGUAAUAGGUUACAGAUUGCCCCAUCUAAAAUGUAAUAGUGUAACUAUUUCAAUUACUUUAUUAAAGUAAUGUAACUGAUUACAUUGGAUUACUUUUCUAAACUUCAAAUGUUUUCAACUGUUAAUCAUUUUCAAACCUGUAAACCAGACAGUUAUCCUAACAGUAGUAUUCAACACUGAUUACUAUCAUUUGAAUUAAGAUUAUAAUAAUUUAAUUUUAAAAGCACAGCCACCACAAAAUCAGACUUGCUUUGAGAUCAUUCUGAGGUUAAAUACAGAUUUAAAACCGUAACAAGAAAUGGUUUAAUAGCUUUGAUACUGUUUUUGAAAUCAAAUCUUUGCAUAGUUAUGACAGGAAACACUGGCAUCUAACAAUAGCUGGAAAAAAACAAACAAAAAAAAACAGUUAAUCUUAAAAAAAUAAAGCAUAUACAUAAACCCAAAUAGGAAAUAAAACAGUUAUCGAAUAAGCACGUGUCCUAAACUCCUGAAACAUUGGUGACUCAUAUUCACCAGAGCAAUCACUGCAAUUCAUGAAAGAAAAUUAAAUUACGCAAUGUAACUAGUUAUUUCCCAAAACUGUACAUGACAAGCAUAUACAGUAUGUAUGAACUGUAUUGCAGGGUGGCAUUUA